UAACAGGACGUCAGUGGUGGGAUCAAUCUAGUCUGGGGAGGACUUGAGCGAGCGGAGUAGAGCCGCAGUUGGACUCUAUUUGGGGGACACUUGCCUUCGCUUCUUGCUUCUGCUUCUUUUCUUGGAAUACAAGCCUUUCGCCUAUAAUCCGAGAAGAUGCUGAUCCUGCUGCUCGGAAUCGUGUUCCUGCACAUUGCUGCACUUGUUCUCCUGUUUGUGUCGACAAUUGUCAGCGUGUGGACAACAGGGGAAAUGGGCACCUCAGACCUGUGGAGAAACUGCACCGUGGACUCCAUAGGACACAUCUGCAACGGAGCAUCAACUGGAGAGUGGAUUCAGGUGGUCCAGGCUCUCAUGAUCCUCUCCAUCAUCUUCAGCUGCCUGUCUCUCUUCCUCUUCUUCUGCCAGCUCUUCACUUUGCAGAAGGGCGGACGGUUCUUCAUCACUGGAGCCUUCCAGAUCUUGGCCGGUUUGUUCGUGAUGAGCGGAGCCAUCAUCUACACGGUAAUGAGUCCCGGCUGGGUGCCGGAGAAGGACACGUUCGGGUACUCCUACAUCCUGGCGUGGGUGGCCUUCCCCCUGGCCCUCAUCAGCGGACUCAUCUACGUCAUCUUGAGGAAGCGAGAAUGAGACGCCGCUCCAUCCCAGUGCCCCCAGUAGCCCUCUCGAGGUCCCUUCUGAAGUUUUAAGUUGUAAAGCCAAUAUCACGGAAGUAACACCAAAGAAAAAGCAACUCAAAAUACCAAUACUGUCUGUUAAAAGAUGUAUAUAGUAUCUAUGGUUUAAAACCUAUUUAUAACACUUUUUACAUAUAUGUACAUAGUUUUUGUGUUGCUCUGCAGAUACUAUGAGCUUUGUUUUAGCUGAAUAAGUGCCUCUGUCUUUGUUUAUAAGUUUGACAUUAUUAUAAGCGGUUUUAUUUUGCGUUUCGCUGCCAUUUGGUUUGGGUAACUGCCAAAGAUUUGGUUAAAAUAGGCAAAGAAAAGAUUUUUUUUGCAACAUAUUAACUAAAUGCAUGAUUAGAAAUAUGAGAGAGCAAACUUUGAACGUUGAAUUAACAUCUAAGAAAGCGUAGCUGUUUCGUUUUAGGUUUCGUCUUUUUCUGUUUCCCCAGUUUUCAAGUUUUCUUUGUUUUUGUCUUCUUUACUUUUUUUUUUUUUUUUAAACAAAAAUAUGGUGCUAUAUAUUUUAUCAUUCCAAUUACUGAAAGCAAAUAUAUACGACAGUUAUUUUGUUUGGAGUCAGUUUAAAAAAACGAUUUUAGCCAAACGAGACAGAGGAACACUUCACAGGGCCGGAGUUUGUUUUUACAGUGUCCUUUUUCUAUUUGUCAGCUACUGUAGAGAAGAUAAGAUAAGGAAUACCUUUAUUGUCCCACAAUGGGGAAAUUCGGACGUAAAGGGUAAAUAGAUAAAAACUGAUGAAGUCAUUUAGAAUGUCAGUAUUACUCCGCAGGCCUACACUCAAAGGAUCGGCUUUACAUUAAUCUUAGCUGGCUUUAAUUUGGAUAUUUCUGUCCACAACUGUUACUUUGGCGUACUUGAAAGAUUGACCUGCUGCAGUUGCUUGUUUGGUUUUUAAAACUGUUUUUUAGGUUGCGCAUAACAGCUCUCUCACUAACACUGUAGCCUUAAACCCGCCCUAAAUAAAGCAACUCUCACAUUAUCCAGUACUGUGUAUUCCACUGUAAGAAGGGACGAACUGCAGCUGAGGCUUUCUCGCCUGCUGACAGCAAGCUGACAGUAAAAAUGCACGUUUGUACGCUUUAAAGUCAGCAACGGAAAACGAUAAUCAUGCAAACCCCCUGAGUCCAUCUUGCAGUGCACUUGUGCGUCUUUAUGCUUGUGGUUGCAAAUGCUAAACGUGACUGGUGUCACCCACACGGGGGCCAAGGCACAGCGAAAUGCCAGUUACUCGGAACAUGCAGCUCACGUCUCGGUGUGGAUGUCUCCCCUUUGGCAUCAGAUGCAAGAGGACCACCAGUCCUUCACCUCUCUUAUGCUAGGUGCAAAAAGCAUUCGCUUCGGAGCUUCUGCUCGCUACUCGACUGUGGCAUCGGGUUCAGUUAGAAGAGAGCGCCUCUGAUGAAAACUGCCCUCAUAAUCCUUGUCAAGCCAAAGCGUUCGGUCGUCAGUGCUUUGUUUACAUCAAAACCUUCAGAUGCCUCUCAAGCUUCUUCAAUUUUAACCAUUAAAGAAUGUCUUGUCAAAACCUAAAAA
Fundulus heteroclitus (mummichog) is the source of this 2219-nucleotide messenger RNA. RefSeq names its product peripheral myelin protein 22b (gene pmp22b). The record is from RefSeq and is a predicted model, not a curated record. Gene Ontology annotation, cellular component: plasma membrane. NCBI's taxonomy places the organism in Eukaryota, Metazoa, Chordata, Actinopteri, Cyprinodontiformes, Fundulidae. The transcript has 5 exons. Bases 157 to 630 code for a protein of 157 amino acids.